UGUCAUCUUUAGAAAAAGGAAAAUUACUAAAUGUCAAAGUGAAAGUUAUUUUUGAACACAUUAACAACAAUUAAUGUUUAUUGCUUCUUCUUAGAAUUUCUACCCGAAUUUGACUAUAUAAAGCUGUUCCAUAGUCGGAAGGCCUCAGUUGAAUAGUUUCUGUGUUACUUGUUCCUAGCUCCGAAAUAUUCAUUUUGAGUUUCGAAUAACAAACAGAAAAAUGGUGAAGUUUACGACUAAGUGUCGCUCUUACGACUUAAUUGUAUAUUCUGGUUCCGCUCACGAUGUGAUCAAUCAUAUUAAACCUAGAUCCAAAAAUAUGGAUUAUAUCGAUUACUUUUUGGGAAGAUUAGUGCAUAAAAGAACAAAAAAAGAUUUUACCGAUAGAGACUACGAAAUUAUACAAUACCUUAUUUCUAAAGGGGCAGACACCACCGCAUAUAUACGAAAGGGUAAUAGUCGCUACAAAUUACUCGACUUAGUAUUGAAAUCUAAAGAUGAAAAGUUAAUCAAAAUAUUUGUACAGGAUAUGAGAUAUGUGGACGAUGAUGACACUGAUACAAAUCUGUGCAAUCUUCAUCAGCAGUUCUUCUCAUUUCACACAUCUUCAGUUCUAGCAGCUGUUGCUUAUCAGAACUUAGAUCUUGUGCAGUACGCUGUGAAAUUUAGUUCUCACCAUAAUGAACGAUCAUUUCUCUUGAACAACACUCCCUUGCACAUCGCAGCUUCAUUGCCACGUGUGGACAUCACAAAAUACAUUUUAAAAUAUUAUCCUAAUUUAGAAGAAGGAAAUAUAUUGGGGGAAACGCCUUUAUUCUUCGCUGUUAAAAAAAACCGAAUAAGACAAGUGAGAUUUCUUCUUGAAAUCGGAGCAAACUUCAGAACGAGGGAUUUAAAAGACAACACUCUACUUCAUGUUGUAUGUUACCAAAAACGUAAGACAGAUGUGAAAAUGCUUGAAAUUUUAUUAGAUGCCGGAUGCGAUCCCAAUGCCUUUGGUGAACUUAGGCAGACUCCUUUACAUUUUAUUGCUAAGAAACAACAUAAACGUCAUGCACUGGAGUUUGCGAAGUUACUAAUUCAAAGAGGAGGUGAUGUGAAUAUUCAAGAUUUUUUGGGCGACACUGUUCUGCACGAUUUAGCAAACUUUUGUGAGGGCUACUCGUUCAUCCAGUUUUUCGAUUUAUUCUUGGACUCCGGCGCCAACUUAACAAUUAUCAAUGAUUUAAAUAGAACAUAUUUGGAUAUAUUAUUACUGGAGCAACGUGCUGUAAUACGACAGAUGAUUUUGAAAACUCUGAUCCUUCGAGAUGUCAGUGGACAAUUUAAAACAGGUUUUAACCCCAUUAGUUACUUGAGCGAAGAUGAACAAUUUGAGGAAGAUUGUAGAGACGAAUUGAGACGUUUGAAUUCCUGCAAAAUACCAACAUUUUUAACUGAACCAGAGUAUUCUCUUGUGAGAAUCCUCAUUUCGAACAAAAUGCAAAUAUCGAACCUCUGUAUAAACCCAAAGCUGAGGAAAAUCAUUUCUGAAUUCAACGAGAGAGAUUACAAAUAUUACGGCUGCGAACUCAAAACACUUAUGGAGAGUGGGCUGAAAAUAUUUCACGAAAGAGAAGAUGCAUAUAACUUUUUUUAUGUCGUUUCUGAGGGUAAGCUCUAUUUCCAAGUGAUAAAUGAAAUUAUAAACAAAAUUCCAAUAAAAGAAUGGUACAAAUUCGGAAAAUUACUACCGGAUCUCGAGGAGCCUGUCAUAAAAACUCCUGUUCCGAAGAAAAAAAAAUCAAUUGAGACAAGGCUGAGAAUAGAAUUAAAAAAUAAGAUGUUCAGAAGAUAUAUUACAGUGAGACGAAGAAUUGUUAUUUAAUUAUAUAAUAAUGUUUCAAUUUUUAUCAUUUGUUUACUUUUCAUUUUGUAAAUAGAAUUUUCCAUGUGUAAAAAAUAAA
Harmonia axyridis is the source of this 1946-nucleotide messenger RNA. RefSeq names its product ankyrin-1-like. Lineage: Eukaryota; Metazoa; Arthropoda; Insecta; Coleoptera; Coccinellidae. The transcript has 2 exons. Gene Ontology annotation, molecular function: protein binding. Bases 221 to 1867 code for a protein of 548 amino acids. The record is from RefSeq and is a predicted model, not a curated record.